CUUUGCUGUCCUCGCUCCAAUUAAUACCUGUAUCUAACUUUGAGUUUUAAGGAUCGUGAAAAUUAUUUGGAAUUAGUUUGCUGAAUGGAGAGUGCUGGAGGUAGUUCAGUUCUACGGAAUCGUAGGUUGGAGAGCUGCUUCAAUGCAAGUUCCCUUUCCAAUGUCGGAGAAUCAUCGAAAGUUAAGCGGAGAGAAGCAGGGAUACCGAAACAGAAGACCGAUGUCUUUGUGGACGACAACAGUUGGAUCGCUAUUGUGAUAUCCUGUAUAAAGAUUGUUAUCUGUUUCGUGACGAUGAUGUUCACGACCUUUGUGUGGGCCCUGAUCAUGCUUGUGCUGCUACCAUGGCCUUAUGCGAGGAUUAGGCAGGGAAAUGUUUAUGGUCAUGUGACUGGAAGGUUAUUGAUGUGGAUUUUGGGAAAUCCAAUAAAGAUAGAAGGUGCCGAAUUCUCCAAAACAAGGGCUAUUUAUAUCAGUAACCAUGCAUCUCCUCUAGAUGUUUUUCUUGUAAUGUGGUUGACUCCAACGGGCACUGUUGGCAUUGCCAAAAAAGAGAUCGUAUGGUACCCCCUGUUUGGACAGUUAUAUGUGUUAGCAAACCAUCUUCGUAUAGAUCGUUCCAACCCAAGUUCAGCCAUUGAGUCAAUGAAACAGGCUGCUCGUGCAAUUGUUGAGAACAAUCUAUCAUUGAUCAUUUUUCCCGAGGGAACCCGAUCCAAAAAUGGAAGAUUGCUUCCAUUUAAGAAGGUAUUUGUUCACAUGGCAUUGCAAUCUCGGCUCCCUAUUGUUCCGAUGGUUCUGACAGGGACACACCUAGCAUGGAGAAAAAACAGUUUACAUGUUAAGCCAGCACCUCUAACUGUAAAGUUUCUUCCUCCGAUAAGAACUGAAGAUUGGAUAACCGACAAGAUUGAUGACUACAUUAAAAUGGUACAUGACAUCUAUGUCAAACACCUUCCAGAGGCCCAAAGACCUCUGGUAUCUGAAGAGGAAGAUAGUGUAAGAGAUCAAACUGGCAACUAAGGUGAAGAACCCCACAGCCCCCAUUGAACAUAAAGCUAGCACCUCCAAAAUUAGUGAAGAUCAACUAUUCUUCUUUUGUCAAAGGGGAAUUUACAGCAAAGCCCAUGAUUUCUGGGUUUUU
This is a messenger RNA of Telopea speciosissima, 1144 nucleotides long. Its product is annotated as 1-acyl-sn-glycerol-3-phosphate acyltransferase-like. Lineage: Eukaryota; Viridiplantae; Streptophyta; Magnoliopsida; Proteales; Proteaceae. Gene Ontology annotation, molecular function: 1-acylglycerol-3-phosphate O-acyltransferase activity. Gene Ontology annotation, cellular component: endoplasmic reticulum; membrane. Gene Ontology annotation, biological process: phosphatidic acid biosynthetic process. Bases 85 to 1023 code for a protein of 312 amino acids. The record is from RefSeq and is a predicted model, not a curated record. The transcript has 6 exons.